Messenger RNA from Ipomoea nil (Japanese morning glory), 1499 nucleotides. Its product is annotated as zeatin O-glucosyltransferase-like. Lineage: Eukaryota; Viridiplantae; Streptophyta; Magnoliopsida; Solanales; Convolvulaceae. The coding region runs from base 73 to 1476 and encodes 467 amino acids. Gene Ontology annotation, molecular function: UDP-glycosyltransferase activity. The record is from RefSeq and is a predicted model, not a curated record. The transcript has 2 exons.
AUAUAUCACAUCACAUGCAUUAUAUAUAUUACUAAAAAAAAAAAAAACUCUCCACCAAUCAUCUUUGGCUUAAUGGAGAUAAAGAAUGGAGACAUAGCGGUGGUGAUGGUGCCACUUCCGGCACAAGGUCACCUGAAUCAACUCCUCCACCUCUCCCGCCUUAUCUCAUCCUACAAAAUCCCAGUCCACUACGUCGGAACCACCACCCACAACCGCCAGGCCAGGCUGCGCCUCCAAAACUGGGACCUCGCCGACCUUCAUUUCCACGACUUCUCCUUGCCGCCUUUCGAGACAACGCCGCCUCCCAAUCCUGACUCCCCGGAUAAGUUCCCCGCCCAAAUAAUCCCGUUGUUCUUCGCCACGUCGCAUCUCCGCCGCCCUCUCGAAGCCCUCGUCCGCCGCCUCUGCGGCGCGGCCAGGAGAGUGGUGGUUGUUUAUGACUGUGCGAUGGCUUGGGUGGUCCAGGACGUUCCCUCGCUGCCAAACGCCGAGUGCUACUUUUUCAACAGCGUCUCCGUCUUCCAAAUCUACACCUAUUUCAUGGAGGUCGCCGGAAAGGCUUUCCCUGCCGAUGGGCCUCGAGUGUUGCGGGAAAUCCCGUCCCUGGACGGGACUUUUCCCGACGAGUUUUGGGAUUAUUGGCAUAUACAAGAGAAGUUUCUCGGGAAUAGCGCCGGUGUCCUGCACAAUACUUGCCGGGUAAUCGAAGGGCAGUUUCUUGAUUUGUUCGAGAAGGAAGGUAUACUUGGAAGCUUAAAGCAAUGGGCUAUUGGCCCUUUCAAUCCGGUGGAGAUACCGGAACAAAGAGACUCCGACGAAAAACGCCGCCGCCGCCACGAAUCCCUCCACUGGCUCGACAACCACCCGCGAAACUCGGUCGUAUUAGUUUCUUUCGGGACAACCACCACUUUGUCCGGCCAACAGAUCAAAGAACUGGCAACUGGGUUGGAGAAAAGCCGGCAGAAAUUCGUGUGGGUGCUGAGAGAUGCAGAUAACGCAGACAUUUUUUCCGGCGACGACGACAGCCGGAGAUCCGAUCAGUUGCCGGAAGGAUACGAGGAGAGAGUCCGAGGAAGAGGAAUCAUCGUACGAGACUGGGCUCCACAGCUCGACAUCCUAGCACAUCCGGCAACCGGCGGCUUCAUCACCCACUGCGGCUGGAAUUCGUGCAUGGAGAGUAUGUCAAUGGGAGUUCCGAUGGCUGCUUGGCCGAUGCACUCCGACCAGCCCAGAAACUCCGUGCUAAUCACCAAGUUCCUCGGGAUUGGAAUUCUCGUGAGGGAUUGGGAGCGCCGGCAAGAAGUUGUGACAUCAACUACAAUUGAACAGUGCAUCGUACUGCUAAUGGAUACCCCGGAAGGAGAAGAAAUGAGGAGAAAGGCGGCGGAUUUAAGUGCCGCUCUCAAGAGAUCGGUGAUGGACGGCGGCGGAACACGAAAAGAAUUGGACUCCUUCAUUGUCCACAUUACCAGAUAAAUUAAAUUUGUUUAUAGUAAUUU